Desarmillaria tabescens is the source of this 1499-nucleotide messenger RNA. RefSeq lists its product as uncharacterized. Gene Ontology annotation, molecular function: protein binding. Lineage: Eukaryota; Fungi; Basidiomycota; Agaricomycetes; Agaricales; Physalacriaceae. The record is from RefSeq and is a predicted model, not a curated record. The transcript is spliced from 2 exons. The coding region runs from base 300 to 1415 and encodes 371 amino acids.
CAUUGGGGCAAAAGUCCGGAGAAAAUCGAUACUCGAGAUUGAGGGCCAAUCCGGACAAGAUGGCUGCCAGGUCGUAGGAGGUCAGAUCAACGAUCCGGAAAAAUGACGACGGCAUGUGCCGACAGUCCAUUGUCUAAUUUUGAACUGACAGGUUUGGGUGUUAAUCACAAUUCACCCGCCAUUGUCUUGCGGUAUAUUCCCUGGAAUGAUAGCAUAGGUACUGAUGCCACCGUGGUGGCUCAUCAUCCCGGACUGUAUAAGAACGGAUUCCUUGCUUGUUGUAAUUCACUGAAUACGGGAUGCCUCCUAGCUCCUCGCCAAAUGGAUAUUCCCCCCUCGAGCAAUUCCCUGUAGAACUCGUCUUCGAAAUCCUCUCAUACCUUAACGUCCCUACCAUCAAGCGACUUAGCCUCGUCUCUUCUACCCUCCGCCCCAUAUGCUUCCCCGCUAUCUUCCAAAGCAUAUCGAUCUCUGCCUACAGGACUCCACGAGAUUUCCUGACUGACAUGCGGCUCCGGUGGCCAAUUCCUUGCGUCCGAAAGCUUUCCUUUAACAGCGUUGACGCAGACCUCAAACCAUACGCACUAUUGCAGUGGUGCGCCCCAGCACGGGAACUCGAGAUGCGGUCUAUAUCGAAUCCGAGGCUAUACGUGCCACUUUUAUCCGGCCUAGGGGAGCUCAGAGUCGUCAGACUUGAUAGGAUCGCUUUCCAUCGUUUUGCAGACCUUUUCGAGCUUCUGCAAAGUCUAUCCUCCAAGGUUAAAGAUUUAACGAUUGGGAGUGCUGUCGGGUUCGCAUCCAUGCCAUCAGAGAACGACCCGAUCCUCUGGACUAGAAAGAGGAUAAAAUUAGAGAAACUUAGUAUCAGCACCUCUCUAGUUCUGGAGCUCCUGCUACGGGAAGACUCUCCAGUUGAUCUUUCGCAAUUAAACACGGCAGAAACGAGAAAUGUAGGGUCGCACACCAUCAACAAACUUGGCCGUCUCAGCCCUCGUCUUGUCAAGCUGGUCAUCAAGGAUCCUCCCUUGGAAUCAAACAAUGAAUAUCUUGAACUCCCAGCUAUUAAAGAAUUGACUCUUUCGUUCCGCGUCUUGGAGCGACGAUCCACGCCCCUCAGUACCUUCCUGAAACCUUCGGAUGCGAACUUGGAGGAGCUAACUAUAAAACUCCCAUUAGAGUUCGUUAUGGAAGAAGGAAGAGGCGAGUGGGAAUGGUUGGCGUUGGUGCUCUCACGGCGAUCGAAGUUGAAGAGAGUCAAAGUCAUGGCAUGGACGAGGCCAUGUAGGAUAUAUAAGUAUGCUGUGCUUAUGCUUAAUGAGCUUCGUCACAAGCUCGAGCCGUGGCGCCGUAGAAUAUUGGCGAUUCUGGCGAGCGAUCAUUUCGAGGUCACGAUGGAUGUUGCUCACCUGUCUUGAAGUUAUCAAGUGCUUUCAAUCAUCGAUAGUAUGCGUAGCACCAAUGUAAAAUUUCUACAACUUGGGAACCUUCACACUUUCGUG